UUGGUCACAAGGGCUUUUUGCUAAAGUAGGAGGGGCGGGAAGGCUUCGCGGCGGCGAGAUCGGGGCCCUUUCUUUUGAAACCCAAAGUAGGGUUUUCUUUGUUAAGGUUUGGAGGGAGUGGAGGAGGGAGUAAGAGGGAGAGAUGCCGAAGAAGGACGGAGGAGGGGGGGAGGGCGGGGCGGCGCCGGCGCCGGGAGAGAUGGCGAAGAAGGACGGAGGAGGGGGUGAGGGUGGGGCGGCGCCGGCGCCGACGGUGGAGGAGCUGCCGAGGGCCAUCGUGCGGCGGGUGGUCAAGGACAAGCUGGCCGAGUUGUCUUCCGAAGGUGCAGGAGGAGGGGAAGAGGAGCUUAAAGUUCACAAAGACGCGCUGCUGGCCUUCGCGGAGAGCGCUCGCAUCUUUAUCCACUACCUCUCCGCUACCGCAAACGACAUUUGCAAGGAAUCAAAUAGGCAAACAAUCAAUGCAGAGGAUGUGAUCAGGGCAAUUGAAGAAAUUGAAUUCCCUGAGUUUAUUGAGCCUCUUAGAAUUUCUUUAGAGGAUUUUAGAAGAAAAAAUGUGGCAAAGAAGUCUGGGACGAAGGCAAAAGAAACAGAUAGAAAACGGAAAUUAGAGCAAGAGACGCCGACACAGAAUGGAUAUGAUGGUACGGAAGGUGCAGCAGAAGAAGAAGAUAAUGGACAUGAUGGUAUAGAAGGUGCAACAGAAGAAGACAGGGAGGGUCAAGGCAACUCUCCUGAAAAUGAUGGAUGAAGUUCUUUUGCAUUGGAGUUCAGUCUUCCGAUUUUGUUGGCUGUGCUCCCUGUAUAGUUAUGGUGAUAAAUGAUAGUAGAGUGACUGUCUUGUCAUUGGAAUCCUAACUUUAUGCAAUAAAGUUUCUUUCUGGCAUCUGUGGUGCUUACAGAACCUUAGAAAGCUGUAUCCACAUUAAUAAGAGCAGUCAGAACUUUAUCCGCGGCUAUAUACGGGCUUUAGGUUGCCAAAUUUGUGCGAAUUUUUUAUUGAUUAGAUAGCAUAUGAUGCUGUGAUUGCCUGGUCGCAUAGAACAGUUUCGCUGGAAUAAUCAACUUUUCCUU
Messenger RNA from Elaeis guineensis (African oil palm), 1074 nucleotides. Its product is annotated as DNA polymerase II subunit B4. Gene Ontology annotation, cellular component: epsilon DNA polymerase complex; CHRAC. The record is from RefSeq and is a predicted model, not a curated record. Gene Ontology annotation, biological process: heterochromatin formation; DNA damage response; leading strand elongation. Gene Ontology annotation, molecular function: chromatin DNA binding; protein heterodimerization activity. Lineage: Eukaryota; Viridiplantae; Streptophyta; Magnoliopsida; Arecales; Arecaceae.